AUGUCCCUUUUUUUUGCUUAUUUUCACAUGUCCCUUUCUUUGCUUAUUUUCACAUGUCCCUUUCUUUGCUUUUUUCACAUGUCCCUUUUUUUGCUUUUUUUCACAUGUCCCUUUUUUUGCUUAUUUUCACAUGUCCCAAUCUCUUCUUUCUUUUUUCGCUUCUUUCUUUUUCACUUUCUCAUCAGCUUUCUUUCGUCUCUUUUUCUCGCACUUUCUCUCUUCUUAAAAGUCAAAGAUAUCCGAGGAGAGGCUUUGACUUCCUCCUCGGAGACUGCCAUCAAUUGCAUACACCAUCAUCACCUCAAGAAGUUACCCUCAGAUAGUGAUAUUGAGAACUAUGCACAAACACACCUCAACCGACACAAGAAAGGCCUAUUUGGGAAGAAGGUCUCAUUGGCCAAUAUGCUCGCUUGGUCCAAGGACCCUAUUCAGAAACCUAUGUUAAGGACCAAUGACAAGGCUGUGAAAAGAGAGGCAUGUGAAGUCUUCAAACUUAUCCAGAUGUAUAUGGGUGACAGGAAACCUAAAUCAAGUCCACUUCAUGUGGCUCUGGAGAUAACAGUGAAAGGCUGGACUAUGCCAUCUCUGAGAGAUGAAAUUUUUAUUCAAUUGUGCAGACAGACCACAGAGAACCGGAAAGACACAAGCUUGCAAAGAGGCUGGGAAUUGUUGGCGAUCUGUUUGUCAUUCUUCCCACCAUCACUCAAGUUCUACUCCUACCUUGAGGGUUACAUUUCCCGCCACCUGGACCCGAGCUGUGAUCUCAAUGAUGUGCCUGUGAGUCAUUUCGCUAGUCAUUGUCAGCGGCGUUUAGAAAGAGCUCUGCAGACUGGCGCCAAAAAGGGGGUACGAAAACCAGCAAUUGAAGAAAUUGAGCAAUCUAAGAAAUCCAUAUUUUACCCAUCAAUGUUUGGUAGUGUGCUGGUGGAUGUGAUGUUGAUGCAAAAAGAUAGGUUUCCCGAGAGAAGACUGCCAUGGAUACAGACCACCUUAUCUGAAGAGGUGCUUCGGCUCAAUGGUGCUCAAACUGAAGGGAUAUUUAGAGUUCCUGGUGAUAUUGAUGAAGUGAAUGCCUUAAAGAUCCGGUGUGACCAGUGGAUUCCCCCAACCGACUGCCCAGACCCACAUGUCCCUGCGUCAUUACUGAAGCUUUGGUACAGAGAGCUCUACGAACCUCUCAUACCGGCGGCUCACUACGAUGACUGUAUCCUAAAUUACGACAGCUCCGAGGCUGCUGUAGCUGUUGUAAAUAGAUUACCAGAGAUUAAUCGGCUAGUACUCUCUUAUUUAAUUAGAUUUUUACAGGUAUUUGCUGCCCCAGAAAAUGCUGCUGUGACUAAAAUGGAUGUGAAUAACCUGGCCAUGGUGAUGGCCCCUAACUGCCUCCGAUGUGAAACCAUUAAUGUUUUUUCUUUUCUUUUUUUUUCCUUAUAUGCUACAUCAUACAAAAAAGACAUAUCUUUUCCCACUUCCUCUUUUAAUGCUGAUGGCACAAGAUAA
Molecule: messenger RNA, 1500 nt
Organism: Acanthosepion pharaonis
Lineage: Eukaryota; Metazoa; Mollusca; Cephalopoda; Sepiida; Sepiidae
Source: the annotation of a GenBank genome assembly